CUGAGUUUUUUUAAUAUCGUAUCCAACUGAUACUACAAUCUGGGGCAUCGGUUUUUGUUCAGCAGAUACUACAUUCUGGGGCUGAUACGUACAAAAUAAUCAAGAUGCACUAUUGUUUCAUUUCGGUGAUGACAGAGCAAAUAGAAUGAAAAGUUUAGUGAGAGCUUUUUUGAUGAAAACCAACAGCUACUUACAUAAUUCAAACAACUGAAUCAACUUGACGCACGGAGGCGGUGCAGGUAGGUUUGAGAUGGCAUCUACAUACGAUAUUUGUGGGCCUUGUGCAUUACAAUUUUGAGAAAACUUGGGAGCUAUUGGAGACGGUAUCCAUGGAUUGGAAUUAAGAGAUUUAGGGGAUCCCAAUUUCCUUAUAUUGGGAGAUUAAUUUCUGGGAUCUCUUGGAGAUGCUCUAAGGCCCAGAUUAGUGGGUACCAAUGCCACUUCCUGCUCGUUGGCAGGAUGAAUCAGACCAAGGAUGACAAUUAGUGGUACUAAUACGGAUUAUUUGCAGGAGCCUUAGCCGCGCUGAUGCUGGUCACGAGCCCGAGGAGAAGAGCUCGCCGCGCUGAUGCUGGUCACGAGCAUGAGGGGAAGAGCUCGCCGCGCUGGGCUCACCGCGCGGAAGAGAGCAGAGGGAGAUUUAUACCAUUAUAAAACGCGACAGGUUCGGCUUCAACGAAACGGAUGCGUAGGCAAGGGCUUCGAUCAUUUGGAGAUUCACACAAUGCACUCGAGCUCUCUCUUACUUGUGUUUGACAGUGAUUAGUCCUCCACGCGAGGAUCAGUCAGGUCGGCCAUCGCUCCCGUCUUCAGCGCCGUUACUGCUCGGGACGCCUGAAUGUGGCGGAGGUCAGGUCCGCGCUCGACACUCGACGGGCUCACGGCGCGCUCGAGUCCGGCAAGCUGUACGAAAUGGUGUACGCCGGGCGAGCAGCGGGGGUGCCUCGUCCGUGUCCGACGGCUACUCGGCGUCGAUGUGCCUGGACGGCUUGCUGGACCCAGCCGCGGUGCGCGGCAAGAUCGUGGUGUGCGACCGCGGCGUGAACUCGCGUGCCGCCAAGGGCGACGUGAUCCGCCGGGUGGGGGCAUCGAGAUGGUGCUAGCCAACGGGCCGUUCGACCGCGAGGGCCUUGUCGCCGACUGCCACAUCCUGCCGGCAAUCCCCGAAGUUCCAGCUGACGUUCACGCGCUGCUCCUGCGUGAAGGCCAGCUUCCUCCGGGUGGUGGCACCGGCGGACAGCCCCAACACCGACGGCAUCAGUAAGACCGUCAAAGCCGCCGCCGGCGACUAGUUGAUCGGACCAAUUGAAGUCCAAAAUCGCUGCUGGCCUGCUUAUGCUGAUGCGUGUUCAUUGCAUCAUACAAAUUUCCAAAUCUAUAAUUAGUAUCGUUAUUGUUGAAGAAUAUUCGUGGCUGCUGCUAGUAUUUGACUAAAGCAGUUCUUCACGCUUCCCUGCAGGGGACGAUUGCGUCUCCAUGGUUGGCAAUUGCUAUGACGUCCGUGUGAAAGACAUCUCAUGUGGGCCUGGCCAUGGCAUCCUGCUCUUCCAUUCCAGGAGAUGACUGGCCGCUGCUGCAUCGACUGGAACACCUUGCUUUUUUUUGCAUCCACAAUGCCGCAGCUUGGCACAUGUUCAUUGCCUGGAGCUGCAAUCUAUGGCACUUCAACUAGGAGAUUUGGAGGUUUGGAGUUUCAGCAACAUAAAGUUAAUCACAUCUCAUUUGGUCGGAAAGCGUCUGUUAAAGCAACAUUGAAAACUGUGAGAUGCAAUGCCACUCAAACACAAAGCGUCCAAAAGAAAUCUUCAAGUGCAACUAUUCAGCGUGAUAAGAAAGGAAAUGUACAAGGGCCAAAACUGGAUGACGGAAGCGGUGGGUUCCCUCCAUUCCGCUUUGGCAAAGGUGGGGGUGGUGGUGGAGGCGGGGGAGGUGGCAGCAACUACUUUGGCGGAUUCCUUCUCUUCUCAUGUGUGUUGCUCUUGGACUACCUGAAGGAAUUCGAGAAGUACCUGCUUGCUCAGAGGCACCGAGCUGGAGAUGAUGGCGGCAACGGGCUGUUGCAGGCAUGAUUGCUUUCCGCUGGUCUCACUGGCACUAGCAGCUACUAGUUUCUGAUCUGAAGUGCUUCCUUUUGAACAUAACAUGUGUCUCUGGGUUAAAAUCCAACUGCAAUUGAUUGUUCUGGGAACUUGCUCUGCCAUUGAUCCGUGUGGUGUCAAGUACUGUGGAAAUCGUCUGCUGCGUCCACUCGAACUUUC
This is a messenger RNA of Zea mays, 2258 nucleotides long. RefSeq lists its product as uncharacterized. Gene Ontology annotation, cellular component: chloroplast. The coding region runs from base 1518 to 2069 and encodes 183 amino acids. Gene Ontology annotation, biological process: chloroplast organization; thylakoid membrane organization. The transcript is spliced from 5 exons. The record is from RefSeq and is a predicted model, not a curated record. NCBI's taxonomy places the organism in Eukaryota, Viridiplantae, Streptophyta, Magnoliopsida, Poales, Poaceae.